AUGACGCUCCCUCGGCUCCCUCGCCAUGCGGCAUACGUACACCUCUCCAACCCUCGCCGGCGCAAUGCCCUCUCGCUCCAGGUGCUGCGCUCUCUGCGGGACCAGCUGAUUGCGCACAACACGUCCCCCGCCACGGGUCAACGUCUGUUCCUUCCGCCCUUCAAACCCGCCAUGCUCACCCAGCUCGAACAAGCAUGCAAUUCCAAACCCACACAAGACACCAGCUACGCCUGGCUCGUGUCUGCCCGGGCCUGGGCACGAGACCGCGCCGGCCUGCCCAACAUGCUCGUGCUCGCCUCCCCCAACGACUCUCCCGAGCGCGCUCCCGUCUUCAGCUCAGGCCACGAUCUCUCCGAGCUGCGCGCCCUCAGUCCCUCCGACGUGCGCGACACCUUCCGCCUCUGCGCAGAAGUCAUGUCGCUGAUCCGCCGCAGCCCGGCGCUCGUCGUCGGCCGCAUCCACGGCUUGGCCACGGCCGCCGGCUGCCAGCUGGCCCUGUCGACGGACCUGCCCGUCGCCCACGCUGCCGCCACCCAUUUUCAGCUCCCCGGCGCCGCGCUUGGCCUGCCCUGCUCGAGCCCCGCCACCGCCGUCAGCCGGCGCCUCGGCAACGGCCGCGCCUUCCGCAUGCUCGCCAUGGCCGAGCCGGUCCCCGCCGCCGACCUCGCCGGCGCCGGCGUCUGCCUCGUCUCGGGCGCCGCAGACGGCGACCACGCGGCCCAGCGCGACGCCCUCGACGCCGAGGUCCUCCGCACCGUCGAGCGCCUGGCCCAAAUGCCCGCCCAGCAGAACGCCAUGGGCAAGUGGGCGUUCUGGACCCAGGCCGGCCUGCACGGCCAGCACUGUGAUCUCCGCGACGGCGGCGCUACGGAGGACCCCCGCCGAGGCAGCGGAGCCGACGGCUACGAAGACGCCGUCGACUGGGCCGGCCGCGUCAUGGCCCUCCACGCCCGCAGUGAGGACGCGCGCGAGGGCUUCGACGCCUUUGCGCACAAGCGGAAGCCCGUCUGGGUCUGUCUCGGUGGCGCGGCAGACCCUGGGCAAGACACCAGCGACUGA
Molecule: messenger RNA, 1059 nt
Organism: Lasiosphaeria miniovina
Lineage: Eukaryota; Fungi; Ascomycota; Sordariomycetes; Sordariales; Lasiosphaeriaceae
Product: ClpP/crotonase-like domain-containing protein
Exons: 1
Coding region: 1-1059 (352 amino acids)
Molecular function (GO): hydro-lyase activity
Source: RefSeq, a predicted model, not a curated record